This is a messenger RNA of Acanthosepion pharaonis, 492 nucleotides long. The record is from the annotation of a GenBank genome assembly. Lineage: Eukaryota; Metazoa; Mollusca; Cephalopoda; Sepiida; Sepiidae.
AUGCUCGAGCAUCGAACUCAUCAUAUACUUGGUCUCUGUGGCUCCGAGUGCCUGGCAUCAUUUCCAACACUUAACACACACACCACCACCACGUUGUGGCUCUUUACGAAUUCAGUUUCGUGUCCUGAUAUAAAAAGAACAGUGAUGAAGAUUUCUGACUUAGCUUAUGCACUGAUCAGUGCUGCUACAAAAGGUGCAAAUGUUGCUAGCAUUAUUCGAUCAGAAGACACGCUACUUCAGCUUCUCACAGAGGAAAAAACCGGGGACCAGAAAAAUGAACGGUUUGUCCAAGACUUCAAAACCCUUGCUGAUGUCCUUAUCCAGGAAAUGGUUCGACAUGAUCUUGACAGGAAAUUUCCUGGGCUUGGAGAAAAUUUGUAUGGUGAAGAAAGCAGUGAAUUUACAAAUGCUAUUGGAGAGACUGUUAAUGUUGAAAUAAAACCCAGCCAACAAGAAAACUAUGAAUUACUUUGUAAGUCUAAUUUGUUUUAA